AGGUGAAAGUGAGACAGAGGGAGGAGAGAGCCAUGCUCAGACGACCAGAGUGUGUGAGAGGGGUAGAAACAGGAGGACCUGACUGGGAAACAAUAGAAGGACAAAUCCACUCUGCUGUUUCUCCGCUGAAGAUAGUGAUGGAUUAACAAGGUGGGGAAUGGAGCCACCCUGCUGCCAAACUUCUGCCUGCAAGUUCUUCAGUUUAAACCUCUACAGACCACGUGGGAACAGAGACGAGUCUAAAAGAUCUGCGCUGUGAGAAACCAAAGUGGACUUUGUGGCUCUGAGGUACGAGACUUUGGAGCUGCACAUCCUGUGAUCAGGAUCAGGAGCCUCAAGGUGUCCCGAUCAUGAAACGAGCUAUCUUAGUGGGUCCUCACUCAGGCCUCCUGCUGGUCCUGAUGUGUUUCCCCCUGCUGGGCUUGGUCGAGUCUGCCACCAACAAAAAGGCCAAAGACAAUGGACACCCGCAUCUGGGUGACCCAGACCCAGAGCGCUGCGUGAGGCACCACUUUGUGGAAACCAUCAAGCACCCAAUUUACAAAUGUAACUCCAAGAUGGUGCUGCUGGCGCGCUGCGAGGGCCCUUGCAGCCACACCUCCCGCUCCGAUCCCAUCAUCUCUUUCAACUCAGUGCUCAAGCAGCCCUUCAAGAACUCCUGCUCCUGCUGCCGACCACACACCUCCAAGUUGAAGGCAGUGAGGCUGCGCUGCUCUGAGGGGACUCGCAUUACGGCCACGUACAGAUACAUCCUCGCCUGCAACUGUGAGGAGUGCAGCUGAGCAGGCGACAGAUCCUUCCCUGACCUUCCAGACUGUCACACAUUUUCCCCCAAAGAUUUCCAGAGUGAUUGAUAGAUGAGGAAAACGCAGCAGAGAUUCUAGCGUAGGAGGUUUUGGAGAAUCUUGAUUUACUCCCUAAGAUUGAGCGGCAGUUUUUGGGACUGGGGCGUCUUCUUUUCUCACUGCAGAAACCAUUCAAAGCACAUUUCUCUGAAGGUCAGAUGCUGCUCCGACAGAGCAGAGCGACUCUCUGUAACUCAGAACUCACUCUCUCACCGAAUGACUAUGGGAGAUCAUAAUCUGCAUCAGACUUUGAGCUCCAUCAAACACCCACCAUGCAUUUGACAACAAAACAACACGCCUCGUUAAAAAGCGGCAUGGGAAAAGACGAGGGGGUCCGCGAGAGCCCAAACAUAUGGUGGACUCAUAGAAGACCAGAACUCAUACUCAGUCCCUGCUGACCUUCAUGUGGCCGUAAAACAUGACAGGAGAACUCAUUCCGCCAAAAGAGAACUCUGAGAACAACUGACGGGUGAGCCGCCGCCUUCAGCUGAUGUGGACUGUCAUCAAAAAUACCAGUGUUUAUUUAAACUAUAAUCUAUUUGAAUCUUCAUGAUGUCAUCGACGUAACUUCAACUGCUUUCCUGCAGGACUGAUCAAACUGCUGCUGUGCAUCACUUUUCUUGAAACUCUCAUUAAAACACAUGUACAGUAUUAUAGCCCUGUAAAACGUCAAGCUCUCAUGCAGUUCCUUCUGUCUGUGUGGCUUUUUGUCCUCCAGAAGAUGUAAGUCUGUCUGAAAGUGAAACAUGUCAGCACUGUGGUCCAUGUCCAUUAAAUCUCUCAAACUACAACAAUUUGACAGUUCUUGCCAUUUUUAUUAGAAGCAGAGAAAUGAAGCUUAACCCCACAUGAGCUCUUUCCUUUGCUGGUGGAUGUUCGUCUGUAAACAAAUCAAUCAGGAUUUACUGAAAUCUGGAAGCUUGGCCCCAAAUGUCCCAAUGUAUCGAUAUACUAAGGUGCUUCUGCCAAAACUCACAAUCUAAAUUAUUGGUUCAAUCAUCUGUGAGUGAGACGGUUACUAAUGAGGGAUGUCAAGCAAAGCUAAUGAUGCCAAUGAAAUGUUAGAAGCAGUUUGAAAUGUAACAGAAUUAAAAAAGCAUCGUAAUUUUCCUUACUAAUAAUUAAAAAAAACACAUUUGUUGAAGGAAAUGAAGAAAAAUUCAAAUAAAUUUGGGAUUUUUUGCUUAAAAAUCGUUGUCAAAUUGGCCAAUUUGAUCUAGAAAACGAGAUGAGUAAAUGAAGAAGGUUUUUCAGGACUGUACUGCUACCUGUACAAAUGUGCGAGUUACAUUAGCCUUACGGACACUUUAGCACAUGCCGGACAAUUGUAUGAUCCAUUUUCUUGACAUCCCUUAUGCCUUACAUGCACCUGUACAGGUACUGGGGGUUUUUGGGUUGUCCGGGCCACUGGAUAGUCACGUGUCCAGGUAUGUCCUGCAUCUCCCUUGAUGCUUGUGUGGCCACCUCAAGGAAAAUGUAAGUUUUAUGCACUUAUGACGUAUGAGCAAUGCUGUUGUACUGCUGUUGUGCCCUUAUGCCAGAGUCUAGUCAUUAGUGAGGUGCAAGUUAUGGUUAUUUACAGACUGCAUGAAUGCCACAUGCAUGGGGUGUGCAGGUAAGUGCCCAAAGGACGCCUACUGUAUACGAUAGCAAACUACACUCUGAUUGUCCAAAUUCCUUAUUUCUAACAGUCAGACUGCAUUCAAGGUGUGCACACUUUUCACUUGAACAGCACGUUGUCUCUGCCAAGUUCAAGUUUGGGGAGGUUGAAAAAUUAAAAAUAUAUAUGAUAUACCUGUGUCUCACCUACUUUCCCCUUACCUACCCUACACAUUGUUCAAGUGGUCACUACCAUCUGUUGCUCACAAGCAUUCCUCUUCAAAACAAUUGUGCAUAAGCCUUUUUGCUCUAUUUGCUCAACAAGUGGUCUACGAUCUUAAAAUGUCUCGUAGGCCACCUGUUUGCCCCAUACAUGUUUACCAUUUUUAUCCACAGACAGCCUGUAUCCACCCGCAAGGGAAGUUGUGACAACGGAGUUAAGAUGGAUGAACAGGCCUCAUGGGAACUCUGAGACACACUUGUCUUCUUCUUAAGUUCUCUGUUAAGUUCAACAGAUCGGACAACCCAAAACCCACAGCAAUCUCCCGUACGCGUCCAUGUGACUGAGACUUGAAGACCUUCUCCAAUGAAAACUGUGUUUUUGGUGUUUUUAACAUGUUCUUGUGGCAUUUUUCUGAUGAUGGAGGACAUAUUUAAGGAAAAUUAAUCUUAAAAUUGUAUUUCUGAGUAUUUCUUUAUUCAAACUGUUGUGAAUCAGGAGCAGACAAAAAAGGCAAAUGAAAGCUUGUAGGUGUGAGUUGAAGCUACUGUGGUAAGGCACAAGCUCCCUUCGUCCAUUUAUUCUGAAGCAUCCACUUGUAGACAAAUAAACACAUGAAAGUC
Oryzias latipes (Japanese medaka) is the source of this 3287-nucleotide messenger RNA. RefSeq names its product norrin cystine knot growth factor NDP (gene ndp). The record is from RefSeq and is a predicted model, not a curated record. NCBI's taxonomy places the organism in Eukaryota, Metazoa, Chordata, Actinopteri, Beloniformes, Adrianichthyidae. Gene Ontology annotation, molecular function: cytokine activity; frizzled binding. Gene Ontology annotation, biological process: Wnt signaling pathway; Norrin signaling pathway; positive regulation of DNA-templated transcription.